This is a messenger RNA of Talpa occidentalis (Iberian mole), 2397 nucleotides long. Its product is annotated as patched domain-containing protein 3-like. The record is from RefSeq and is a predicted model, not a curated record. The transcript has 5 exons. Gene Ontology annotation, cellular component: membrane. Lineage: Eukaryota; Metazoa; Chordata; Mammalia; Eulipotyphla; Talpidae.
AUGGACAGCGUACAACAGCGAAUGUCUGACGUCUACUCCCACGUGGCGGUGUCCAUCACCAUCACCACUCUCACAAAUGUCCUGGCCUUCUUUACAGGGGUAAUGACCUCCUUUAAGUCCGUGCAGUACUUUUGCAUUUACACGGGAACAACCUUGCUCUUCUGUUAUUUUUAUAACAUCACCUGUUUUGGCGCCUCUAUGGCCCUAGAUGGUAGGAGAGAAGCGGCCUGUAUGCGCAGGCUGCAAAGUAUAUAUGGCUGUUUCCAAGUGCAGGAAGGUUUAGACCUUCGACAUCUGGCAAGUGACGAUUCCUAUAUCACACCCUAUUUUAACAUCCAUGAAGAGCAUUUUUCAGAUUAUGGUCCCAUCGUGAUGGUUAUCAUGACUGAAGCAGUUGACUACUGGGAUAAAGACACUAGGCAAACAUUGGGGAAAUGUCUGACCGCUUUUGAAAACAGUGAUUAUGUCAUUCAAAAUCUAACACAGUUUUGGUUACAAGCAUAUAUACAGUAUAUGGAAGCCAACAACUUAGCUGUGGUCUACUUCACAUCACUCUCUAGGAAACUGGAAUUUGAGGCGACUGCUAGGUCAGUGGUCCCUUUGUUUUACACGGCAUACCUUCUGAUCAUGUUAUUUGCAAUCGUAUCAUGCUACAGGUUUAGCUGUAUACGAAACAAAAUGUUUAUUGCAGUCGUUGGAGUGAUUUCUGUUGCCUUGGCAGUGGUGAGUGGCUUUGGCCUCAUGUUGUACGUGGGGGUGCCAUUUGUGACAAUAGUUGCCAAUGCACCAUUUCUAAUACUAGGUGUUGGCGUUGAUGACAUGUUUAUCAUGAUUUCUGCCUGGCAGAAGACCAACAUCAUGGACAGCGUACAACAGCGAAUGUCUGACGUCUACUCCCACGUGGCGGUGUCCAUCACCAUCACCACUCUCACAAAUGUCCUGGCCUUCUUUACAGGGGUAAUGACCUCCUUUAAGUCCGUGCAGUACUUUUGCAUUUACACGGGAACAACCUUGCUCUUCUGUUAUUUUUAUAACAUCACCUGUUUUGGCGCCUCUAUGGCCCUAGAUGGUAGGAGAGAAGCGGCCUGUCAGCGCAGGCUGCAAAGGUCAGAGGGAAACCCGGACCAAAAUUCUUCCUCGCUGAUAAGGUGCUGCUGCCUCCCAUUUAGUUCUCUUCGAACUGAUGAAGAAUCGAGCAUCCAUCCAAUGAACUUGUUCUUUAGAGAUUAUUUUGGCCGCUUUCUCACAAACACUAAGUCCAAGUUUGUGAUAGUGGUUUUAUACCUUCUGUACAUCACAUUCAGUAUAUAUGGCUGUUUCCAAGUGCAGGAAGGUUUAGACCUUCGACAUCUGGCAAGUGACGAUUCCUAUAUCACACCCUAUUUUAACAUCCAUGAAGAGCAUUUUUCAGAUUAUGGUCCCAUCGUGAUGGUUAUCAUGACUGAAGCAGUUGACUACUGGGAUAAAGACACUAGGCAAACAUUGGGGAAAUGUCUGACCGCUUUUGAAAACAGUGAUUAUGUCAUUCAAAAUCUAACACAGUUUUGGUUACAAGCAUAUAUACAGUAUAUGGAAGCCAACAACUUAGCUGUAAAUGACAAAGAUAGUUUUAUAAACAACAUUCCUGGUUUUUUAGUGCAUAUUCCAAUUUUUACAUAUGAUAUUAAUAUUUCAUCAUCACAUGAGAUUACUUCUUCCUGGGCCUUCAUUCAGACCACGGGUGUUUCUUCUUCACGCAGUAAGAAGAACAUGUUAUUCCAAUUACGAAGUAUUGCCAAAAGGUGUGAGAUUCCCCUAAUGGUGUAUAACCCAGCUUUUAUCUAUUUUGAUCAAUAUUCUGCAAUCUUAGAAAACACUAUUCGAAGUGUCAUUGUUGCAACCACAGCUAUGUUCAUUGUUUCUUUAUUGUUAAUUCCCCACCCAUUGUGUUCCUUGUGGGUCACUUUUUCUAUUGGCUCUGUGAUUGUAGGAAUAACAGGUUUCAUGGGAUUCUGGCAUGUCAACCUUGAUUCCGUAUCCAUGAUGAAUCUUGUGAUUUGUAUAGGGUUUUCUUUUGAUUUUUGUGCACAUAUUUCAUAUGCAUUUGUUUCCAGUUCUAAACCCUCAGCAAACCAAAAAGCAAUUGAGGCAUUGUUUUUGCUAGGAUACGCAGUGUUACAAAGUGCACUGUCAACAAUAAUAGGAGUGUCUGUUUUAUCUGCAGCUAACACAUACAUCUUCAGGACAUGUUUUAAGAUUAUGUUUCUUGUCAUGGUAUUGGGGGCUAUUCAUGGCCUAGUUUUUAUUCCAGUAUUCUUAACCAUUUUUUGAAGAUUUGUUGGAAUAUCCACUAACAAAUCAGAGGCCAAUGAUAGAAUUCUUGACUGCCCAUACCCAGUGGUAAAAAUGCUCUUUUAA